This is a messenger RNA of Didymosphaeria variabile, 519 nucleotides long. RefSeq lists its product as uncharacterized. Gene Ontology annotation, biological process: L-methylmalonyl-CoA metabolic process. Gene Ontology annotation, molecular function: methylmalonyl-CoA epimerase activity. Bases 1 to 519 code for a protein of 172 amino acids. The record is from RefSeq and is a predicted model, not a curated record. The transcript is spliced from 2 exons. NCBI's taxonomy places the organism in Eukaryota, Fungi, Ascomycota, Dothideomycetes, Pleosporales, Didymosphaeriaceae.
AUGUCGCGGCAGCAUAAUCACGUCUUGAACCAUGUCGCAAUCUCCGUUCCUGAUUGCGACAAAGCCGUCGAAUGGUAUGGGAAAGUGUUUGGCUUCAGAAGGCUAAGUACAAGAACAGAAGCUAACACAAAGUCCAUCUGCAGAGGUGACCGCAUGACAAACCGCGCCGAAACUCAAGACGCACCAAUCUUCAAGAUCUACGAUUCCAAAUUGCACAAGGUCAAAAUCGCAUGGCUAGGCACCGGCAAUAGCGUGGGCUUCGAAGUCUUCGAAUUCAUCGACCCGCCGAAUAAGCCCUCCUCCGACUUUGACUAUGCGAAGACUGGGUUCUUUCACAUUGCUGUCACUGAGCCGGAUGUAGAAGGUGCAAUAAAACGAGUGCUAGAAAAUGGGGGAGAACAACUUGGAGAGACUGUGAGCAUGGGCGCUGAGGAUCAGGCGGCAUAUGUACGUGAUCCGUGGGGGAAUGUGGUGGAGCUCUUGAGUUGCAGUUUUGAGCAUUUGAUGGCAAAUAAAUGA